GAGGAUGGGGAAGGGGUUGCCAUAGAUACCAACGGGUGCCAGGUGGAGCUCAAGCAGUAACUCCAUGUUGAGCAGAGAAGUCCUUGACUCUGACAGGAUCCGUGGCCUUAAAACCCACAGCCUAAUCAGGACUGAGAACCAGGAAAGGGAGAGCAAGGUAAACCUACCCAGGAAAUCCCAAGUCCAAAAUCCUGACCAAACUCUACCAAAGAAGUGACAGUUAACCGGCAUCCAGGAUCCAACUCUGUCACUUCUGUUUCCUGCUCUGCCACUGAACUCUUGUCUCCGAAGAAAUUCCCAGGGAAAUGGCAAGCAAGAAGAAAGAAGUCCAAUUACAGACAGUGAUUAACAAUCAAAACUUAUGGAAUGAAAUGUUGCUGAAUAAAGGUCUAACAGUGAUUGAUGUUUAUCAAGCCUGGUGUGGGCCCUGCAAAGCUGUUCAAACUUUAUUCCGGAAACUGAAAAACGAAUUGGCUGAGGACGAGCUUUUGCAUUUUGCUGUAGCCGAAGCUGACAACAUUUUGACUUUGCAGCCAUUCAGAGACAAAUGCGAACCCGUUUUUCUGUUUUGUGUUGGCAACUUUUCCUUUCAGAAUGGCAAGAUUAUAUCCAUGGUCAGAGGAGCUAAUGCGCCACUUAUAAAUAAAACAAUAAUUGAAAUAAUAGAAGAUGAAAGAAAAAUAGAAGCUGGGAUAAUGGUUCGCCCUGAGCUGCAAGAGCUAGUCUUCAUGGAAAUGAAGGACUCUAAUGCUUGUGCUGAAUCAAGGGAGUCUUUGGAGGACAAAUACACUGUUGCCAUCAUAAAACCAGAUGCUGUGGCAGAUGGAAGAGUAGAAGAAGUUAAACAGAAGAUCAAAAAGGCGGGCUUCGUCAUAGCCGCAGAGGCUGAGCGGACACUCAGCGAGGAACAAGUUCGAGACUUUUAUAAUCGGAAAGCGGAACAGCCCGACUUUGAAGAAUUUGUAAAGUUUAUGCUGAGUGGCCCCAGCCACAUCCUGAUCAUUUCCCAGGGGAAAAGAGAAACGACCGACAUUCCCCACUGGACUGAACUGAUGGAUUUCGAGCCAACUAAUGAGAGUGAACAGGAGGGCCAUGGUCAGGAACCCAGCAGCUUGCAGGAGGCUUUAGCCUCGCAGCAGAUGGCCACGCUGUGUGACAUCGAAGACAGCGUGGAGAAUGCCAGCAGGCAGUUGGCUUUCUUUUUCCCGGAAUUCUCUAAAGCCAAGAAGACAGGGCUAAAGGUGGAGAAGACGCUAGCCUUGAUCCGUCCUGAUCUCCUAAAGAAAAGAAGAGAUUCUGUUCUGAGACGGAUCCGAGAGGACGGCUUUACCAUAGCAAUGGAAAAAGAGAUAGUCCUGACCAAAGAGCAAGCUCACAGCUUUUACAAGGAACACGAGAAUGAGGAUUUCUUCCCGGUUCUUCUGGAACACAUGACUAGUGGCCCCACUCUUGCCCUCGCCUUAGUGCGAGAAAAUGCAGUGCAGCGCUGGAGAGAUUUACUUGGCCCCAAAGUGGUGGAGAAUGCCAAGGAGGAAAAGCCAGAAAGUUUACGGGCUCAGUUUGCUGUGGAAAAUGUAGCCAUCAACCAGCUGCAUGGAAGUUCAUCUCUAAACGAGGCCAAGAAGGAGCUCAAUUUCUUCUUUCCUUGCCAACACACCCUAGCAAUAAUUAAGCCUGAUGCGCUCCCGAUUCACAAAGAAAAAAUCUUGCAAACAGUCCACGAUUCCGGGUUCAUCAUAUCCCAGAUGAAGGAAACUCACUUAACUCGAGAAAUGGCAACACAGUUUUACAAGGCACAUGAAGGAAAAGAAUUUUUGAACCAGUUAGUGGAUUACAUGUCUGAAGGCCCCUCCAUGGUCAUGAUCCUGAGCAAGAACAAUGCCGUGGAAGACUGGAGAAAAUUAAUGGGUCCCACUGAUCCCGAAGAAGCCAAGAGGAUCUCUCCCAACUCUCUUCGAGCUCAGCUGGCCACAAGCAUCCUGAAAAAUGCCGUCCACGGAUCGUCUAACAAGAAGCAUGCUUGGGAGAGCAUUGCUUUCCUAUUUGGAGAUAUCGACUUGGAAAAUCAGAGCCAGAUGCAAGAUCAAUUUGCAGAGUAAAGUCAAGUGGAAAAAGGGUAAUUUACUUCAACAAUACAAUCUUAAAGAACCUACACCAUCUACAAUAUUCUUCUAGCUUUCACUUCAGCAUUUUUUGUAAACUGAUUGGAAAUUUGUUUCAUUCAACUGAGCAAUCAACUGCAGAAUUUUAAGAGCAAUAAACAAUUUCUU
This is a messenger RNA of Tachyglossus aculeatus (Australian echidna), 2270 nucleotides long. It is a transcript of the gene NME8, whose product is annotated as NME/NM23 family member 8. Gene Ontology annotation, molecular function: nucleoside diphosphate kinase activity. The coding region runs from base 306 to 2099 and encodes 597 amino acids. NCBI's taxonomy places the organism in Eukaryota, Metazoa, Chordata, Mammalia, Monotremata, Tachyglossidae. Gene Ontology annotation, biological process: CTP biosynthetic process; GTP biosynthetic process; UTP biosynthetic process. The transcript is spliced from 17 exons. The record is from RefSeq and is a predicted model, not a curated record.